GCCAAAGACGUUUGGCGCGGUUGGUAGAGAGGAGACCGACACCAGACGAGAGAGGAGGGGGGCCGUGGUCGUUACCGCAUUUCUCUUGUUUCAUAGUGGUAUCUUUGGCGACGGCACCAGCAGAUAUAACAUUAGAAGCAGCUUUAUAAAAAGAGAGUUGGUACGUUUUUAAUCAGUGUUGUCAGUCUCCGGUUUCGCCGUCUGUCGGUGCAAGCAGACUGAAAUAGCUUCAAUAUGCCUCCCAUCGAAAAUGACACCGGGAAGAAUGAACUCAAAACUCGGAUACAGCAGCUCAUUGACUCCAAUCAAGUCCUGGUUUUCAGCAAAAGCUACUGUCCGUAUUGUGUGAAGGUGAAGGACUUAUUCAAAGAGCUCCAAGUCGAUUACAAUGUGGUGGAGUUGGAUCUCAUAGAUGAUGGACCCAACUACCAGGAAUUGCUGCUCGAGAUGACUGGACAGAAAACUGUUCCUAAUGUCUUCAUCAACAAGAAGCACCUUGGCGGCUGUGACAACACAAUGAAGGCUCAUAAAGACGGCAGCCUGCAGCAGCUGCUGAGUCAAGAAAAUGAUGCUUAUGACUACGACCUGAUUGUCAUCGGAGGAGGAUCGGGAGGCCUCUCCUGCUCAAAGGAAGCUGCUUUAUUGGGGAAGAAGGUCAUGGUACUGGACUAUGUUGUGCCCACACCAAAGGGAACCACCUGGGGUCUUGGUGGAACUUGUGUCAAUGUGGGCUGCAUUCCCAAGAAGCUGAUGCACCAGACAGCCCUGCUGGGCACGGCCAUGCAGGACGCACGCAAGUUCGGCUGGGAGUUUGAGGAAACAGGUGAGCGCUCAGAGCACCGACCCAGGAGGUCGCGAAGGGGGGACAUCUCUCCAGCUUGCCACGUGAAACAUAACUGGGAGACGAUGAAGACGGCUGUGAACAACUACAUCGGCUCAUUGAACUGGGGCUACAGGGUGGCCCUGAGAGACAAGAAUGUCAACUAUAUCAAUGCUUACGCAGAGUUUGUUGAACCACACAAAGUCAAGGCGACAAACAAACGAGGGAAGGAGACAUUUUACACAGCAGCUAAGUUUAUCUUGGCUACAGGAGAGAGGCCGCGCUACCUUGGCAUCCCUGGAGACAAGGAGUACUGCAUCACCAGCGACGACCUCUUCUCAUUGUCUUACUGCCCGGGAAAGACCCUGGUGAUCGGGGCUUCAUACGUGGCUCUGGAGUGCGGCGGCUUCCUGGCCGGCCUCGGUCUCGAUGUCACCGUCAUGGUGCGGUCGAUCCUGCUGAGGGGCUUUGACCAGGACAUGGCCAACCGUGCCGGGGAGCACAUGGAGGAGCACGGCGUGAAGUUCCUCCGAAAAUUUGUGCCUGUAAAGGUAGAGGAGCUGGAAGCAGGCACUCCUGGGAGGCUGAAGGUGACAGCCAAGUCAACAGAAACGGACGAGAUCAUCGAGGGAGAGUACAACACUGUGUUGAUAGCCGUUGGCCGGGACGCGUGCACAGACAAGAUUGGCCUCGACAAGACGGGCGUUAAAGUCAACCCUAAGAAUGGAAAAAUCCCAGUGAACGAUGAAGAGCAGACUAACGUGCCUAACAUCUACGCCAUCGGAGACAUCCUGGAAGGCAAGUGGGAGCUGACACCUGUAGCCAUCCAGGCCGGCAAGCUGCUCGCACGGCGCCUCUACGCUGGGGCAAAACUCAAGUGUGACUACAUCAACGUUCCCACUACGGUCUUCACCCCGCUGGAGUACGGCGCCUGCGGUCUGUCAGAGGAGAAAGCCACUGAGCUCUAUGGACAGGAAAACAUCGAGGUGUUCCACAGUCUCUUCUGGCCUCUGGAGUUCACUGUGCCCGGCAGGGACAACAACAGAUGCUACUCGAAGCUCAUCUGCAACAAACUGGACAACGACCGCGUCAUCGGGUUCCACUACCUGGGUCCGAAUGCUGGGGAGGUGACGCAGGGCUAUGGUGUCGCCAUGAAAUGCGGCGCCACUAAAGAGCAGCUGGACGGCACCAUCGGCAUCCACCCAACCUGUGCUGAGAUCUUUACCACUUUGGACGUGACCAAGAGCUCGGGUGGAGACAUCACCAAGGCCGGCUGCUGAGGUUAAACCCUGCUCGUUUAGCGGGCGGCUCUCAUAUUAGACUCAUCUACCAUCCCUUCUCAGCCAACCUUUAGGCUCAGCCUCACCCUCAGCUUCUCAGUGUACGCGGCAGUCGUUUUCUCAGGACAAAAACCUAACACCAAACCCAGUGUCUGAAUCGCUGAAAGCACUUAUUUAGGCUAGCAGCCAAGCUGAGAGGAUGAGGACGUGCGAGCCUCUAGUCCUGGCUGAGGAAGUUUUUAAAUAUGAGAGCUGCCUGCUGAACAGCGGGGUUACUCUGCUGACAUCCUUCUGGGCACCGCCAGUCGUCUUCUCAGAGGAGCACCAACACACGCAAGUGUGUUUGGGGCUGUUUGUGACGUCCUCGCCCUUAACCUGAUAUUCUAAGGUGGGCAAGGAUCGAUGUCCUUCUGCAGAAGCGCCUGAUGGUGGCUUAAAAACCCUUCGUCCAAAUCCCUAACUUCAAACACUUUUCAUUCAACCCCAGAAUACAAAGAGCAUACAGACCGAGUUUUGUCAAAGAGAAUCAAAUUGGCACAUAACCAGGGUUUGAAAAAAGAUAAACCUCUCUGAACUCUGGUCCAGCUUAUAAUGGAAAUGUAUUGUUUAAUCUGGUAUGUGUGUGAGUGUGUUUAAAUUUGUAACGUCUCUUCUCGAUUUUUCAACACAUUCCUCUUAUCAGGUCUUUCGGUUUCAGAUGUAUUCAAGGUGUACAUUUGCAUUGUCAAUAUUUAUCUUUGCUGGCUGUGUGGAGGGUUUCGCUGCCUUUUUAAGAGAACUCUAUUUAUCUCUACCAAAAUGUUUUCUCUAAACAAGUCUGCAGAAAGAUCGGGCGCAGAUCGACGUACACCUCUCAAACCUGGAUGUGCUGCAUCACAACACUGUCGGGUAGAAAAUUGAACGAAAAGAACUACCUAGUUGAAGUGAAUGUUGUUUAAAAAAACAUUUUCACCAUUAAUUUAAUGCAUCUUACUGUUUUACAUUAUGUGUAUGUAAAAAAUAUAUAUUUGGUCUUCUAGAGGACAGUAGUCCGGCUGCUGUCAGUGAGUUGUUCAUCUGUCUGCUGCUGUCAAACCACUGUAGUUGACUUCUUUUCAAACAUUUAAUAAAGGAUGACUUUAGCAUCA
This is a messenger RNA of Labrus mixtus (cuckoo wrasse), 3227 nucleotides long. It is a transcript of the gene txnrd3, whose product is annotated as thioredoxin reductase 3. Gene Ontology annotation, molecular function: glutathione-disulfide reductase (NADPH) activity; thioredoxin-disulfide reductase (NADPH) activity; flavin adenine dinucleotide binding. Bases 235 to 2100 code for a protein of 621 amino acids. Lineage: Eukaryota; Metazoa; Chordata; Actinopteri; Labriformes; Labridae. The transcript is spliced from 16 exons. Gene Ontology annotation, cellular component: cytosol; mitochondrion. Gene Ontology annotation, biological process: cell redox homeostasis; cellular response to oxidative stress; glutathione metabolic process. The record is from RefSeq and is a predicted model, not a curated record.